Molecule: messenger RNA, 840 nt
Organism: Selaginella moellendorffii
Lineage: Eukaryota; Viridiplantae; Streptophyta; Lycopodiopsida; Selaginellales; Selaginellaceae
Product: RING finger protein 5
Exons: 1
Coding region: 34-783 (249 amino acids)
Biological process (GO): ubiquitin-dependent protein catabolic process
Cellular component (GO): endoplasmic reticulum
Molecular function (GO): ubiquitin protein ligase activity; ubiquitin-like protein conjugating enzyme binding
Source: RefSeq, a predicted model, not a curated record
UAUUUCUAGGGCUUGCUCCAUCGAUCCUCUCGCAUGGAUUCCAGCACCGGCGAUCCCAGCGGCGCCACCAGCAAUGGCGCCAGCGCCGGCGGCAGCGAUGGCGGAUCAGGUAGCUACGAUUGCAACAUCUGCCUGGAGCUUGCGCAGGAUCCGGUGGUCACGCACUGCGGCCAUCUCUUCUGCUGGCCCUGCCUCUACCGCUGGCUCGCCUCGCGAUCCAGCUGCACAGAAUGCCCCGUCUGCAAAUCCGCCGUGGAGGAGGCCAAGGUGAUCCCGAUCUAUGGCCGCGGCAAGGGCACCAGCGAUCCGCGCAAAAAGGGCGUGGAAAAUAUCCCCAAUCGCCCGCCCGGCCAGAGGACCGAUCUCCCACACCAGCACAGGCAAAAUUCUCACUCCGGAGGAGGAGCGUUCCAGCAAAUGGGCUUUAGUUUCUUCACAGGGCCAUCGGCGACGACGCAGUUUGGAAACGUGACGCUCGGCUUUGGACUGUUUCCAUUCCUCUUUGGCUUCUCCGCCACGAGCAACGGCUUCCCCGACCUCGGGUUUGGGAGCGCGGGAGUUUCUGGCGGCGGUGGCGGUGGCGGGAAUGGUGGCGGCGGCGGAGCCGGAGGUGGGAGCCGAGGAGGAAAUGGAGGCAGCGGCGGCGGUGCUGGUGCUAGUGCGAAUGGGACGAGUAAUCCCGCUAAUGCUGCGUUAAGUGCCCAGCAAGAGCAAGAGAGGUUUUUGUCCAAGAUGCUCUUGUUCGUGGGCUUCUUUGUGUUGCUGUGCUUGUGCUUCUUCUAGGAUUGAUUUUCUUCGUGUACAUAUAAUAGCGUUUUUUGCAACAUGAAUAAUUUGAUA